AUGUAAAAUCAUCAACUCUAUUUAAUAUUGGACAUCAACUCUAAAUUCAUUAAACCUUUGAAAGAGAAUUUUGUUGCUAUACUCUAAUGUAUAAAGACUAGUUUAGGAUUAUAAUUAUGCACUGAUUUUCAUAAUUAUUUUACCAUUUAUGCAAUUGAUACAUAUGAUAUCUAUUAAUUGUAUAGAAAUGGACAAAAUUCUGGUUUUGAAUACAAUGAAGAAUUUUAAUAAGUCUUACAGACUUUAUAUUCUAUUAUUUCAAAAAAAGGUGUAGAUGAUAUUUGGGAAUCCAAAAUUAUUAAAUGCUUAUGUUAAAUUAUGUGUCGAAUUAAUAAAGACAAAGAAAAAUGUUUAGAUCCUAAAAUCAAAGAAAAAUUUAAAGAUUCCAAAAUAACUUUUAUUACUUCAUAAUAUUUCUAAUUGAGUUAAGAAUCUUAUAAUAAAUAUUUAAAGUUAUGUACACAUGCAAGCAAAGAAAAAAUUCGUUUAGAUUUAUUAUAAAUUGAUAUCUAGGCUUAAAGUGAACUUAAACCAGAUGUUUUAGGAAAUGAAGGAUUAAAAUUAGGAGUACAAUUAACUUCAGGAAUUGUUCAUAGAGUAGAAUAGGAUAGAAAUUUCAAUAAAAUUUUAGCAGAACUCUUAGUAUAUAUACUAAUUUGAAAUAUAGUUAUCAUCAUUCAAUCCAGGGGAUUGUUAAGGAUUCUUUUAAGCAAAAUUAAGCGAAUUACAAUAUAAAUCUUUUUGUUCUUGUUGCAAUAAAGUUACUAAUCCUAUUGCCUAUGCUUGUUCAAGUUGUUUGACUGGUACUAUUCUUUUAUUAACUAGUUUAAUGCGAGAAAUCUCAAACUAACAAAUAAUGUAAAAAAUGCAAAAAUUAUUUUCAUAAUGUUUCAUGA
Messenger RNA from Paramecium sonneborni, 896 nucleotides. The record is from the annotation of a GenBank genome assembly. Lineage: Eukaryota; Ciliophora; Oligohymenophorea; Peniculida; Parameciidae.